AGGACAGAGAAAGAAGCUGUUACAAACAGUUCUGAAGACUUUGAAGCACAGCCACAGCACUGAGGUCUCUGACUGACAAGCCUUCUUCUUUCUCCUUCUUACAGGGCUCCUCCUACAGAUGUUCUGAACACGUCUGCAUCCCAGCAAUUUUUUGCUGCACCCAGGUCUUGAAAAAAAGAGCUCAAGCACUUCUAGAUCAGUCGCUUCAUUGAAAUACUGGAACUACUAUGAAGUCUUCUUGGUUUGCACUCAUCUUGGCGGUACUCAGUACUGAAUUGCUAACAAGUCACUGUUCCACCAUCAAGUCCCCGAGGUUCAGAGGACGUGUGCAACAAGAGCGAAAAAACAUCAGACCAAAUAUCAUCCUUGUACUCACAGAUGAUCAAGAUGUGGAGCUAGGGUCCUUGCAAGUGAUGAACAAGACCAGACGGAUUAUGGAGAAUGGAGGGGCUUCUUUUAUCAAUGCAUUUGUAACGACUCCAAUGUGUUGCCCAUCGCGUUCCUCCAUGCUGACUGGAAAGUAUGUGCACAACCACAACAUAUAUACCAACAAUGAAAACUGCUCUUCUCCCUCAUGGCAGGCUACUCACGAGCCACGUACCUUUGCCGUGUAUCUCAAUAACACUGGGUACAGAACAGCUUUUUUUGGGAAAUACCUCAAUGAAUACAAUGGCAGCUACAUCCCUCCUGGGUGGAGAGAGUGGGUUGGAUUAGUGAAGAACUCUCGCUUCUAUAAUUACACCAUUUCUCGCAAUGGUAACAAAGAGAAGCAUGGAUUUGAUUAUGCAAAGGACUACUUCACAGACCUAAUCACUAAUGAGAGCAUUAAUUACUUCAGAAUGUCUAAGAGGAUAUAUCCCCAUAGGCCUAUAAUGAUGGUCAUCAGCCACGCUGCACCCCAUGGCCCCGAGGAUUCGGCACCACAGUUCUCAGAGCUCUACCCCAACGCUUCACAGCAUAUUACUCCCAGCUAUAACUAUGCACCAAACAUGGAUAAGCACUGGAUCAUGCAGUACACGGGGCCCAUGCUGCCUAUCCACAUGGAGUUUACAAACGUCUUGCAACGCAAAAGACUCCAGACCUUGAUGUCAGUUGAUGACUCUAUGUUAUACCAAAUGCUUGAAGAAAUGGGAGAACUGGAGAAUACCUACAUUAUUUACACUGCUGACCAUGGUUACCAUAUCGGGCAGUUUGGACUGGUCAAGGGGAAGUCAAUGCCAUACGACUUUGAUAUUCGAGUUCCUUUCUUUAUUCGUGGUCCAAGUGUAGAGCCGGGAUCAGUAGUGCCUCAGAUAGUUCUGAAUAUUGAUCUCGCUCCAACAAUUCUGGAUAUAGCAGGACUUGACACACCUCCAGAUAUGGACGGCAAGUCUGUCCUGAAGCUUCUGGACUUGGAGAGACCAGGAAACAGGUUUCGAACAAACAAGAAGACCAAAAUUUGGCGUGACACAUUUCUGGUGGAAAGAGGCAAAUUUCUACGCAAGAAGGAGGAACCCAACAAAACCACCCAGCAGUCUAAUCAACUACCAAAAUAUGAGAGAGUAAAAGAAUUAUGCCAACAAGCAAGAUACCAGACAGCCUGUGAACAACCAGGACAGAAGUGGCAGUGCACAGAGGAUGCUUCUGGCAAACUUCGAAUUCACAAGUGUAAGGUAUCUAGCGACAUACUUGCCAUCAGAAAAAGGACCCGCAGCAUACACUCCCGGGGAUACAGCAGUAAAGACAAAGACUGCAACUGUGGAGACACUGAUUACCGAAACAGCAGGACCCAAAGAAAAAAUCAAAGACAGUUUUUGAGAAACCCUAAUGUGCAAAAAUACAAACCCCGAUUUGUUCACACUCGCCAAACCCGGUCCUUGUCCGUGGAAUUUGAAGGUGAAAUAUAUGACAUAAAUCUGGAAGAGGAAGAACUGCAGGUGUUAAAGACCAAAAGUAUCACCAAGCGUCACAAUGCUGAAAAUGAGGGACAAGCAGAGGAAACCGAUGGUGCUCCUGCUGACACAAUGAUCGCUGAUGGCACUGAUGCCACAGGUCAACCCAACUCUGUCAGAGUGACACACAAAUGUUUUAUUCUUCCAAAUGACACUAUUCACUGUGAGAGGGAGCUGUACCAAUCUGCCAGAGCCUGGAAGGACCACAAGGCUUACAUUGAUAAGGAGAUUGAAGCUCUCCAAGACAAAAUUAAGAAUUUGAGGGAAGUUAGGGGACAUCUGAAAAGAAGAAAACCAGAUGAAUGUGAUUGCAGUAAACAGAGCUAUUACAACAAAGAGAAAGGGGUAAAAGCCCAAGAGAAACUCAAGACCCAUCUUCAUCCCUUCAAAGAAGCAGCACAGGAAGUGGAUGGCAAACUGCAGCUGUUCAAAGAGAACCGGAGGAGGAAGAAGGAAAGGAAGGGGAAAAAGCGCCAGAAGAAAGGAGAUGAGUGUAGUCUUCCUGGACUGACGUGUUUUACCCACGACAACAACCACUGGCAAACAGCACCGUUCUGGAACUUGGGCUCUUUCUGUGCUUGCACGAGCUCAAAUAACAACACUUACUGGUGUUUGCGAACAGUUAAUGACACCCACAAUUUUCUCUUUUGUGAAUUUGCAACUGGCUUCUUGGAAUAUUUCGAUAUGAACACUGAUCCCUAUCAGCUGACAAAUACAGUACACACAGUGGAAAGAGGCAUUUUGAAUCAAUUACACGUACAGCUAAUGGAACUGCGAAGUUGUCAAGGUUACAAGCAGUGCAAUCCGAGGCCAAAGGGACUUGAAACAGGAAAUAAAGAUGGAGGAAGCUAUGAUCCACACAGAGGACAGUUAUGGGAUGGAUGGGAAGGCUAACCUGCCCAGUUUCACUGGCAACAUCGAGUGGCAAGGACUGGAAGACUUGUACAGUGUGAAUGAAAGCAUAUAUGAAUACAGACACAACUAUAGACUUAGUCUGGCUGACUGGACUAAUUACUUGAAGGAUGUAGAUAGAAUGUUUGCACUGCUGAACAGUUACUACCAGCAAAAUAAAACAGACAAGGCUAACACUGCUCAAAGCAACAGGGAUGGGGACGAAUCAUCCACAUCCUUUACCUUGGUGGAAAUGACUUCUGCUGAAGAAUCGAGCGGCCUGCCUGCAGAAGAGUUGCAGCUUAUUGUGCCAACGGACUUUGCAGCCCUCGCUUUGAGCACAGUGAAUUUAAGUCAGGAGAGGAAACUUGAAUUAAACAAUGAUAUUCCUGAGAAAAGUCAUUUGAAUGACGCACACUGGAGAAAUAAUCAUCAAGCUGAAAAAUGGACAGAGGAUAAAGAAUCGGACCUUUUUGACAUGGAUUUCAGUGGAAACGGUUUGAUAGAGUUGGAGUCUCGGCAUAGUUUCAUGCUACAACCCAUCAGCAUUUCUGAAAAAGACACUCAUCAGGACAGUGAUGCUGUCGAAGAUAUAUUUAAAGAUCAAAUAUAUCUUCCCGUGAGGUCCAAUGAACCCCUUGUUCAUCAGGCUGUAAACGUAUCCGUUAGGAAUUCAUCUAUCAGUACCCAGAAAACAGGAACUUUCUUAAAAAAAAUGGAACAUAGUCUUGCAAGGGAAACUUCACAAAUCCAAAAUGCAGAAGGCAGUGCCUCAGCUCCACUCUCCUUGGAUUAGAUCAAGUUGUAAACCAUUAAAUAAGUUCUCCUUUU
Messenger RNA from Pterocles gutturalis (yellow-throated sandgrouse), 3653 nucleotides. It is a transcript of the gene SULF1, whose product is annotated as sulfatase 1. Gene Ontology annotation, molecular function: N-acetylglucosamine-6-sulfatase activity; calcium ion binding; glycosaminoglycan binding. The coding region runs from base 228 to 2825 and encodes 865 amino acids. Gene Ontology annotation, cellular component: Golgi apparatus; plasma membrane; endoplasmic reticulum. Lineage: Eukaryota; Metazoa; Chordata; Aves; Pterocliformes; Pteroclidae. The transcript is spliced from 20 exons. The record is from RefSeq and is a predicted model, not a curated record.